CGGCAUGCAUCCCACUUGCUCACUUGUUGAAACGUGCCGCCGCCGCCGUGCCGGCCGGGACCAUGACGUCGUCGUCGUUGCCUUGGUUUGUGUGCCGGCACGCCGCAACCAUAAAACCCAACUCCCACGCUCGCUCGCUUCACAACACAACAACCACUUCACCCCCUACCAAGCAAGCACAAUGCCAGACCUCCGCGCGACCACCUUUGCCCUCGUCGGCGCCUCGCAGCUGCACUCGCUCGUGCUCUACACCAACAUUGGCGCGACGGCCAUGGGCGUCGUCCCGCUCCUGCGCGGCCGCCUCGCCGACGUGUCCAUCUCGCCCGGCGACCGCGUCAAGGCGUGGGCGAGCUACUACCGCGCCGGCAUGAAAUGGGCCGUCAUCCCCACGGCGCUCGCGGCCGUCGUCGACAUCUACAUCGCCCGUAGCCACCCCGUCACGCAGGUCCGCCAGCUCGCGACCGCCGCCGCCGUCGUCGGGCUCACCAUCAUCCCCAUCACGGGCUUCAUCCUCCCCGUCAACGAGAAGCUCCUCGCGCUCGAGAAGGACGACAGCCUCAAGGGCGUCAGCAGCUCCGACCCCGCCGGCAAGGAGGCCGACGAGCUCGUCAACGAGUGGGAGCGCCGCCACCUCGUCCGCUACGUCUCGUACAUUGGCGGCUGGGGCCUCAGCCUCGCCGCGCUCGUCCUCGGCGCCCUCGUGCUCGAGGUCAACGAGGUCGUCGUCAUCUAGGCAGGCGGGCGUCGGCGUGAGAGGAGUAGUAGAUGGCUGUGGGAUGUAUGACGUGCUGCCGUG
This is a messenger RNA of Vanrija pseudolonga, 796 nucleotides long. RefSeq lists its product as uncharacterized. The transcript has 2 exons. The record is from RefSeq and is a predicted model, not a curated record. Bases 5 to 733 code for a protein of 242 amino acids. Lineage: Eukaryota; Fungi; Basidiomycota; Tremellomycetes; Trichosporonales; Trichosporonaceae.